Molecule: messenger RNA, 2667 nt
Organism: Lotus japonicus
Lineage: Eukaryota; Viridiplantae; Streptophyta; Magnoliopsida; Fabales; Fabaceae
Exons: 3
Coding region: 233-1126 (297 amino acids)
Source: RefSeq, a predicted model, not a curated record
GAUAAAAUUGUCUUGGAUUGCAUAACAGUGUGAACGGCGAUGAUAUGUUAUGGUGGAAUAGUAGAUACUUGGAUGACCAUUAAACCAAAACUAGACUAAGACCCACAAACUUGCGGCAGAUACAAUUGAGGUAAUAAUGAUUGCAAAAAGACGCUUAGUUUUCUCCUCAAAAUGUCUACACUUUGAAGUGUCACUGUGAGUUGCGCCUUCUUUUUCUGAGGAUGAGGUUAGGAUGCUUGAUGGAGUUGGAUAUUCGUUUGAAGAGGGGACGAGAGUUCCGGUUCAGUUCCUAUUUCCAGAGAUUGCAAGGGCGGUUUUUGGUGGGGAUAGCAUCGUGAGAGGAGCAGAAGAGGGAGGUGGUGAAGUCAGCGGCUGUUUAGCUCUAUGUUCGGCUAGGAUGGAGUGGCGUAGCAGAGGCGGCUUAGUCGAUGUUGUGGCGGCGGUAGCAGAGGUUGUGCAGGGAGGUGAGGACGCGUUUGAUUCUCGGUUUGGAUUGAGGGGGUUUUGGGUGAACGGCUUGUCUUUUCUUCUCAAAGGGUCCUCGGUUGGGUGUUGGCACCGGGACCUUAUCUUGUCUGUUGCUCCAUCUCUUCUGUCGGUGUCUGUGGGUGUUAGGAAUGCUUUGAGGACUUUUACUCCUUUGAAUUUGUGUCUUGCAGGUUUGAGUCGUGGUUCUGGGUUGUUGGAGAGCUCUAAGUCCUUGGAUUUGGUCUCCUCUGGUUCUUGUGCAGUUGCUGCUGAUGUUUCUCCGAUGCAGGCGGGCUCAGUGGUUAUGUUAGUGUCCUCUCCUUGCCCAGCUUUGGGUUCUUUUGAUGGGGGGUCGGGUGUCGUUGGUUCUGCGCUUGAGGAGGGAUGUGUCGUACAGCAGCAAGUUCAGUUACCUCGUAGACGUGGGCGUCCCAAAAAGGUUCCUCCUCCCUACCAGAGUAAUCCGAUUUUGGGAUGCGAGGAGCAGCGGGGGGAUUUAGAGGAAGCUGGCGCUUCUCCUGGUAGUGGUGGACCUUACUUCACGCGCUCGAAAAAGACGUGGUUGCUUGGCAAAGUAUUGGGGUUAGAGUUCGAGAGAAGCGACAUAGAGGCUAUCCGUGGUUUGGAGAAGGUCUAUGAGGAUCAUUUUAAGACUUGAGUCACGCUUGUAUAUCCUGGUUAUGUCUGUGAAAGAGUUAGGAUGUUCUUUGUGGCCUAUGCUCUUGUUUUUUUGCCUGUUUAGUUCCUGUUCGGUUUAGCGGGCUUCUUUUUGUUCGUCGAAGUGCCUUGUUAUUAGUGGGUGAUCUUCGCCCCCUGAGGGUCCUGUCCUUAGGGGUUUUUUGUGAUAAUCUUUUUAUAUACUUUUACCUUUCAAAAAAAAAUCUCUCUUAUUAAUUAGACUUAAAUGCAUUUGGUGCCCCUGAUGUUUCAGGUUCGUGUAAAUGACACCCCCCAUCUAUUUUUGUCAAUGUUUGUACCCUCAAUGAAACAGAACAGUGUAACGAGUACCCCUCCGUUAGUUUGACGUUAGAAAACUAACGGAGGGGGCUGACGUGGUUUUUUUUUUUUUCCUAUUUGACACGUCAUUAAAUAAAACUCAAAACUUAGAAAAAUGGUUAAGGGAUUCGAACCCAAGACCUCAAACUUGCAAAACACACACUUUACCAUUUGAGCUGCACAAUCAAUUAGUUAUAUUAUGAACAAAAAUUUAUUUAUAUCAUUAUUCCCCUUGUUCUUCUCAAUUCUUCAUCAUCUGCUUUAUCUCAUCAUUGUGUUUACCAUCUCCAUCCCCAACCACAUUGAAACCCAGAUUUCAACAUCUUGCUCUUCUUCUUCAUCAUAGCCAACUAAACCCAAAAUCAGAACCAACCUCCAUAGUCCAAACCAUCUCCUUCUCCAAUCUUCUACCUCUCCUUAGCAACACGAAAAAGCAAAAUAAACAACAACCCCAUGAAAUGAGAUUCCAACAACCCAGCCAAAAACACCGUUCAAAAACCCACAGACUCAAACCCAAUUUCUAAAAACGAUUCUAACUCUUUUCCCUCUAGAAUUUAAGCUCGUGAGGCUUCAUGCUAGACUUCAAGGAGAACCUGGAACCUAGGUAAGCCUUCAGGUCUGGAACACUCUCGAUGGCGUAAUUUAACAAUGGUACCAGCCAGUAAUUUAACAUGAGAGUGAAGCCAAAAUUACAAAACUCAAAAGGGAUUGAUUUUGAACAGCUAGCGGAUACAGUGAAGAACCAGGGAACAACCUCAGGCACUCAUUGAGCUCUUGAAGUGAUCCUCCAACGCUCCAUCAAUUUGUGCUUCUCUUCUCAGAUCUGGAAACAAAACCAGAAAUCGAACUCAAAAACAAACCCAUAGAUCUCAUUUUUCUGCAAAAUCAAACCUUCUCAAACAGCCACCGCAGCCCAACCUCACUUCAUCCCUACGGCAAACCUUCUCAAACAGCCACCCACACCCAACCUCACUUCAUCCCUACCGCAACCCACAACUGCAAACCUUCUCAAACCCCACCCCCAUAUCGGAAACCUAAUCCACAGCCUCACCGUCGCGCCGCUCUGCUCCACCGCCAUCACCCAACCCCCACCACCGACUGCUGGCCACCACCGCAUCCCACCCCACCUCCACCCCAAAAACCAGAAACCCACUCACCUCCAACCACCACCGCAACCCACCCCACCCCUUUCCCAGAAACCCA